Messenger RNA from Mollisia scopiformis, 1808 nucleotides. RefSeq lists its product as uncharacterized. Lineage: Eukaryota; Fungi; Ascomycota; Leotiomycetes; Helotiales; Mollisiaceae. The transcript has a single exon. The record is from RefSeq and is a predicted model, not a curated record. Bases 417 to 1682 code for a protein of 421 amino acids.
AAUCAGCCUUCCUUACUUUGCGCCUGCCCCUCCUACAAAUUUCGCGAUCAGUACCACCCCCUUUCCACCAUAUAUACCCAUCCCAUCUUCCAUACAUGUCGACUCCAUGUCUCUAGUCCAUCGGAUCGAUACAGAAGUGCGAUUAUUAUACGUCCCUGAUUUCGGCGACUGACAAAAAUCCCUUGGACCAACCAGACUUUAUAAGAGAGGUCCAUCACCAACAGACUACCACAUUCCAACAACUGGAACAUUUGCAUAAGGUUUCAAUCAAACCAAGCAACACAUACCAUUAUCGAUAACAUCCAUCUCGAAACACAACAAUACCCACUUCAACUCCAAGGCCGAUUGAAUAUCGGUCUCGAGGUCAUUAUAUCGACACAACAACAAAGUCAUACGUCCCCACAACCACAUUCACAAUGUGUGUCACCAACGUUUACGUCGACCGGUAUCCGGAUGGCAAGGAGCUCGAGUUCCGCCAUACUGAGAUCUGUCAAUAUGGAGCUCCAGGUCGUCCAUGCCCAAAGCUCUCUACAUUGGAGAAUCCAGUCCGCAACAUCCAAUUCGGAGAACCAACCACCGAAUACAUGAUGACAGCUCAUCGACGAUCCUUCCCUCACACACCUCCUCGCUCAUCUGGUGGCUCACACCACAGACGCCAAUCCUCAUCCGUUAGUUCAGACGACAAGAAUGGCAGAGAAGGAGGCAUCAGACGGCGAACAAGCGAAAGAAAGAGAGAAGUCCCCGCUCUCCGACCAACAAGAACCCACCGCAAAGAGCGCAUCAUCAUCGUCGACUCACCACCCACUCCCAGAACACCCCCUCAAACAUUCGGCCAGACGUUCUCCGUCCCCAACUCUCCCGCCAGCCCACCAUUCAUCGUCGAUGGUUUACCGCGCGAGAGAGGCCGUCCUAUAAUCGUCGAUGAACGACCCAUGCAACGAGAGCGUGAACGAGAAAUUAUCAGAGAAAGAGAAAGCGAUAAUGCGCGCCGCCAACGCGUCCCCUCCAUCGGCGCCGUAGUCGGCGGUCGUCGUCGACUCUCUACCUCUCGAGAGCGCUUUGGCUGGGACUCACCUAGCUCAUCACACACCUCCUUCGACUCCCGCGCUCGUCGAGAAGUCGAAGAGAUCGAGCGCCGCAAACGCGAGCGCGAAGAAUUAGAACGUGAAAGAGAGAAAGCUGAACGCAAUAGAGAAAUGAAAGAGUUUGAACGAGAGCGGAAAGAGAGAGACAGAGAGCGCGAAGACAGGAUCGCGGCGCUGGAAGCUGAGCGUCGGCGGGAAGAACGGAUCCGAGCUCAAGACGAGGAGAUUCGUCGCCGGCCAGCUGUUCCUGUGCCGCCAUCCCCACCUCGCAGGGGAAUCUUGAAGCCCGUUGUUACGAGUCCCGGACGCCCGGACCCGAAUGAGGUCUUACUAGGCGUGGGCAGCCUGACGAUUGGGGAGCGGGAGAGGCCGCUGGUCAUGAGCGCGGGGGAGAGGGCGAUUAUCGAGGAGAAGGAGAUUCGGCGGCGGUUGGAAGAGAGGGAUCGCGAGAUCCGGGAGCGGAUGUUGGAGAAGGAGGAGGAGGCGAUGAAGCAGCGGUUGAAGGAGAGGCAGAUGCCGAAGAGGCGGUUUAGUGUUGGGCCGGGGAAUCGGAGGCAUCGGGUGCUUUAUGAUGAUGGGGUUUAUAGGUGGGAAUGAGUGUGUGUAUAGGAAGGAGAGCAGUUGAUGGAGAAGGAGGGAGGUGGUUGUCGUCUUUCUGCAGUAGAUAGAUAGAUAUAGAUGGCAAUUGUACUUGUUCAUUUACCCUCCAAUUAUCAUUACUUG